This is a messenger RNA of Poecilia reticulata (guppy), 2429 nucleotides long. RefSeq names its product TNF superfamily member 10, like (gene tnfsf10l). Gene Ontology annotation, cellular component: membrane. Gene Ontology annotation, molecular function: tumor necrosis factor receptor binding. Gene Ontology annotation, biological process: immune response. The record is from RefSeq and is a predicted model, not a curated record. Lineage: Eukaryota; Metazoa; Chordata; Actinopteri; Cyprinodontiformes; Poeciliidae.
UGCCUCCUCCAAUCCAACCUCAUACGGCAGCUGAGCGGAGCACCGAGCAGACAUGGACACAUCCACACUUUAACUUUCGCCGCUCUGCCUUCUCCAUGCUCCCCUUGCCCUGAGCUUCCAGUGUAAAGAUUAAAGACUUCACUGGUUGGCGGCCGCAUGGGAAUUGUAGACAUUUCUUCUCCUUCUUCUUUUUUUUCAACAAUUUCCACUUAAUCCCGUCACUUUCCGUGGAAGGGCUGUUGUUGUUGUUCCGGGCUUCAUGCUCCCCUCAUGCGUCGGGAAAGCCAUGGCCACUCCAAGCGCACAGCAGCACCACCACCACCAGCAGAACCAGGACUACUUCAGGUCGGUGAGCAGCGAGUCCACCACCUACAUGAUGGUCCCCACGGGGAGCCCCGGCGGGACCGCGCGCCGGGAGGCACCGUCCAAGAUGUGGUUGGCCAUGGUGGUGAUCGUGGUGGUGGUCCUGCAGAUUGCGUCCACCACUGGGCUCUUUGUCUACCUGAACAUGUCCAUCUCACAGGUUCGUAGCCAAGGAGUGACAGAGGAACUAAAGUGCCUGAGUUUACUGAAUGCUCUGGACAAGGACCAGGACAUCCCGGAUCAGCUGGCCCAGCUCUUUGGGGAACCAUGCAUCAAGUUGGCAGAAGGCAUCAAGGCCUACAUCUCAAAGGUGACGGAGAACAUCAUCUCCAAACAAACCUUCAUUGAGGCGAGAACAAUGCCUCGCUCUUUCAACAACUCAAAGUUCAUGAGCUCCGUGGCCCAGAGGCCGUCUGCCCACCUGACUCUUCGGGACACCAGCUCUCAAGGGUUUUCUCCCUACCCGAUUCCUACAGCGGGCCUCCACCAGUCCUGUCGCCAUGUGGUCCGCUCGUGGGCCAAUCAGAGCUUUGGAGCUCACCUGCACAACAUGACGCUGAGCAAUGGGAAGCUGCGAGUUCCUCAAGACGGGCGGUACUACCUGUACUCACAGGUAUAUUUUCGGUAUCCGUCUCCAGCAGCCAGUGACGGGGACCAGCGCAGCGUCAGCCACCAGCUGGUGCAGUGCGUCUACAAGAAAACCUCCUACCCAAGCCCGAUACAGCUCCUGAAGGGGGUGGGAACCAAAUGCUGGGCUCCAGAUGCCGAGUAUGCCCUGCACUCAGUCUACCAGGGGGGCCUGUUUGAGCUGAGGGCCGGCGACGAACUCUUCGUAUCUGUCUCCUCUCCUACUAUGGUGAAUGCCGAUGAUUCGUCCAGUUACUUCGGGGCCUUCCGCUUGGACCUUUAAGAGAACGUGAUGGGAGAUGAUUGGUAAAAGAGACGCUACGGAGGAAAUGGAGACAAUGAAACAGACACCUUUUUAAUAUCAAUUGAUUACAAUUGUGAGCCUCGUUCUUGACACACUAAAUGAGGAAAACGAUUGGGAACCCUGCAAGAGGUUUGAGUGAAAGGGAGAGAAGAGUGGAUUUGUCUUUCCUACUUCCCACUGAGAGAAAAAUCGGUUGAGAGACGUGCAAUCAUCAAUAUGAGAGGACAGUACUAAUUUCCAGUCGAUUCUUGCAGUUUGGAUUUCCCAAAAGAAGAUCAUUUGGACAUCCCCGCUGAAAACAAUCUCGGUGAAUUUCCUGUUUUAAACAAACUUUGUUGUAAAAAGCAAUCGUACCCACGGAUCUCCGAACCAAAGAAUGUACACACCCGUCUUCUGCAUCAAAGAUGUGAAGAAGGGCUUUCGAACGGUAGCAGAAGAAGCGCAAUGAUCAAACCAAAGCAAACUGUCUUGAGUUUAACUUUUCUAAGCGUGCCAUGAGAGUACUGUACAUAUAUAGGCCUUACGAUGAGAUGUGACCUGCGGUGAUUUUUUUUUAAAGUCUUAAUUCAUUUGUAUUUUUACUUUGACUUGACCUGAAAACCACUUGGACUAGAACCAUGAACUGUAUGAAAAGUAUGACAGAGGAUAAGGAUUUCCUUUUCUGGCUGGAUACUGUAAGGAACUGUGAUCAGACGAGAACUUUCUGAAGAAGAGUCUGUAAAGAGAAGUGAAAACAAAGAGGACAAAGGUGAAAUCUUGUAAAUGGUAAUAAGAAUGAGCCCAGCAAAGCAGAGGAAGAUAAAAAAAAGACUCACAGAGGCUCAGGGUGGCAUGCAGCCCAACCAGUCUCUUGAUCUUCCCUUCUGUCAAUGAUUUCUUCAUGUUUUCUCAUAAAAAGUUUAAUCUAUGUUGCCUUUCUUGUCUAACCUGUGAAGUUGAAUCGUGUUUUACUGUAAGAAAAGAAUCAGAAUGUGCAGAAAAACACUAGUUGCUCAGUUGCAAACAUUCACAGCUAGCAUGGUUGAAAAAGUAAAAUUGUGAACAUUUGGGUUUUUUUUUUUGUUUAGGGACUACGUUGCAUCUAGCACCUUGUACAUUGAAAUACAUUCAGAUAAAUGUUCAAAUGCUAAAUUUA